Molecule: messenger RNA, 369 nt
Organism: Loa loa (African eye worm)
Lineage: Eukaryota; Metazoa; Nematoda; Chromadorea; Rhabditida; Onchocercidae
Exons: 3
Coding region: 1-369 (122 amino acids)
Source: RefSeq, a predicted model, not a curated record
AUGGGACAUUCCUGGAUCAGAAAGGAUUGUUGUCGUUUUGCGCGUCUACCAGCCAUAUAUUUCGCAACAUUAACUAUACAAGCUAUUGUGAUUGUGCAAGCUACCGCCUUCCUUCUUCUUAGCUAUUUACGAGGUGCAGAGAUCUAUACUGCAACACAUGGUGAGUUGAAGUAUGUGCUACAUUUCGACUGUUUGAUACCUCUCGUCAUUGUGCAGAUUUCGUGGUUCAUUAGCGCUGUUGGUACAAUAUAUUCAGUGCAAAGGAUAAUACCAUACUUGAUGAUUCCUCACCUUUUCACAUCACUUUUUCUACUUUUUGCAGCAAUAUUGCUUAUCACAUUAACAACUUGUCAUAUAACCAAAGGUUAA